Sungouiella intermedia is the source of this 342-nucleotide messenger RNA. The record is from the annotation of a GenBank genome assembly. NCBI's taxonomy places the organism in Eukaryota, Fungi, Ascomycota, Pichiomycetes, Serinales, Metschnikowiaceae.
AUGGCUGCCACAAAAUCCAUUGCACAACACUUAUAUUAUGAUCCAACACUCCACCUCAAUGGGACAAGAUUGUUCUCUGUGACUCCAAAGAGAAACAACUUGAUCUCGGACUUGUACGUUCAGCAGAUCAAGCAGUUCAAGCCAAACCCUCUUUCUGCUUCACAGGCCGACAUUAAGGCUUUCCAGUUGCCAGCUAAGCCUUCCGUCCCAUCUGAUGAGAUUUCUGCCGAUGCUGUGGCUUCCUACGAGGCUGCUCCUGUCGACACUGAGGCUGCCCCAACUGGUUCUGCUCCUGUUGAGGAGGAUUGGUUCGUCUUCGAGGAGGAGGAGGAGCACCACUAA